AUGUCGCAGUCUUCGAUCGUUACUGUUAUAGAUUCAUUAUUGUCUUCAAAUAAAAUUCGAAAUGCUACGGAUGCUAUGUCAUAUUUAAAUGGCAUGAAGUUCUCGACACUUGACAGAGAUAACGAUGAAAACACUUCAAUAAAUUGUGUUACAACCUUUCCAGGACUUGGUGGUUGGUGGAACAACCAAUGUACACAGGUUGUCUUAACAGGCAGAUAUUAUGGAAAAGGGGAAACUAGUCCAACUAACGGUGGCAUACACUGGAUCCCAGUGACUGGAUCAGGAGAAUCAUUGAAGUAUGCGGAGAUAAAGCUUUUGAUAAAAAAGUAA
Messenger RNA from Hydractinia symbiolongicarpus, 330 nucleotides. Its product is annotated as angiopoietin-related protein 7-like. The transcript is spliced from 2 exons. NCBI's taxonomy places the organism in Eukaryota, Metazoa, Cnidaria, Hydrozoa, Anthoathecata, Hydractiniidae. The record is from RefSeq and is a predicted model, not a curated record. The coding region runs from base 1 to 330 and encodes 109 amino acids.